UCUCGGGCGGUCGCGAGCGGGACGACCGAGGCCUCAGCCUUGGCUUCGGCGACUCCGGGGAAACGUCCGUGAGCCCACGACGUGCAUACGUGACGCGUGACGACGUCUCUCUCCCAUUUAUCGGUGCUACGUUGGUCGCACACGCGUGUUCAGUCGCGCGCGAGAUGAGCAUUUAAUCGCGCGUGUGCGGCGCCAGCGAGAGCUUUCCCCCGUAUGCUCUUGUCGCUCGUCGAGUGAGAGAAAAAGAUGUCGAAAGUCGCUGACAGGCAGAGCUACGCGCAGACAUACAGACUCGUCGUCGUGGGUGGGGGUGGUGUCGGAAAAUCGGCAAUCACGAUACAAUUCAUUCAGAGUUAUUUCGUAACCGAUUAUGAUCCAACGAUCGAGGAUUCCUAUACGAAGCAGUGCGUUAUCGAUGAUGUGCCAGCUAAACUCGACAUACUGGAUACUGCUGGCCAAGAGGAAUUUAGCGCAAUGCGUGAACAAUACAUGAGAAGUGGCGAAGGAUUUCUACUGGUGUUUGCCGUUACUGAUCAUUCAUCUUUUGAUGAAAUACUAAAGUUUCACAGGCAAAUACUACGGGUGAAAGAUCGAGAUGAAUUUCCUAUGCUAAUGGUUGGAAAUAAAGCGGAUUUGGAUCAUCAAAGAAGCGUGUCGAUUGAAGAGGCGCAAAAUAUGGCACGUCAAUUGAAAAUUCCAUAUAUCGAGUGCAGCGCUAAGCUCCGGAUGAACGUCGAUCAAGCUUUCCACGAGCUGGUGCGAAUCGUUAGAAAGUUCCAACUAUCGGAACGACCGCCGCUGAAACCGAAUAAUAAGAAAGAUAAAAAGAAGUGUUGCAUGCUGUAAUAAAAUCGUCAAUUCUGACGAUUUUAUUCGAUUGUAUUUUUGGUGGUGAGUUCUAAUUCUACUUUGAAAAAAUGAUAAAUUUAAAAUGAUAGGGAGAUUUGAAAUUUUAUGAUCUGUUGGAAAAUUGUUACAUUGUUGUGCAAGUAGAGCAUUUUUUGGUGUGUAGGAUCGAAAUAACACGGAUUCAGUUUCAAUCAAGUACUCGUAAAACACCAACUUGGCGUCGAGUUCGUUAAUAAUAAUAAUCCAACGUGUUUUCCUACCGUUAUAAUGAAGGGUGGUUUCUUAUCACGAUUAUAUUGUCGACAUUCAACAUUAUUUCGUGACAAUAUAACAAUAUAACAUUGUUAAUUACAAUGUGAGAAUUACGACAUCAAGAGGGAAAAAUUUCAGCGCAAAACAAUCGAUCAUCACAGGUUUUAAUUUUUUAGUACUGUUAUAUUUUUUCAAUCUGUUAUACGUACAGAUCAAUAGAAAAUCAUAUUUUUCUAUAUAGUCUCCGUUUUGCACAAAUGUUAGAAGCAAUAGCACAGUGAAUAAAAUAUUUUAAAUAAAAUAUUUAUAAAUAUUUAUAAAAUAUUUGUAAAUAUUUUAACGAAUAAAAUAUUUUUUAAAUAUUUAUAUUUUUAAAUGAUUUUUAAUAAGGACUGUAUACAUAAUUACUGCUGUGUAGUUAAAAUAGUUUACCGUUAUUAUUUGUGACGCGCUGUAUUGCUUAGGAUAAUGUAUUUGAGUGAUGAGAAUAUAAUGACGCGGACAAUGUACCGGUCAUUCUGAAUUUUGUAUAGUCUGGCUUUUGCUCGAUGCUGAUGCGUUUGGCAUUAAUGAUCUCGAUUUGCGAUGUCUGCCAUUUUAAAAAAGAAAGUAAACUUGGAAAAACAAGUUUCUCUUUGUAAUAACACGAGUUUUUAUGACGCUUUUUAUGACUGACAUUUUAAAAUAUGAAAGCAACGUUUUAUACUAAAAAUAAGUCGAUUAUUUAAUGCAGAAAUAUGUUUCUGCUUUGUAUUUCUUAUUUGAACAUUUCUUUCCAUUAACUCUAUUAUAAACAUGAUUUGUCAUGCUCAUGCCAGCACAACUGGCGUUCCGAGUAAACAAAGUUACGAAAUAUUUCUGUUGGAACAGUAGACCCAUGAUGAACUGCAGGGGGUAACAGUGGUUAAAAAAUUCGAUUGUUAAACUCCGGGUCCAUAAAAUGAGGGUCUAUUACUUAAAAUGCGAUACUUCGCCUUUAUUCACGUACAUGAAUGAAUGUAUGCGAAUAUGGCGGUAUAUACAAAACGAUUUAAAAUAACUUGUCCUUUUAUUCUUCGUGGAAAUGUCAUAUUCUUGAGCAAUUUCUAGGAAGAUUUUUCCUUGCAAAUGAAAUUGUCACGUUAUGCGUUGUAUUGUCUCCGCUUGCCCGUUGUACCAGACUCGUGUGUGUGUGUGUGAGUAACGAACUAUUUUCAAUUAUAAAUAAAAAAUGAAGUUUCGGACAAAAUUUGGAAAAAGGAAAAUUGUUUUAGAAAUCGCCCAAGAAUAUGACAUUUUAAAGACAUCAGAUUGUUUUGAAUCACCCUUGUAUAUCUAAUAUUUACAAAAAGUGCAUUCGAUGAAAAAUAGUUAACCGUAAAUAUUUUAUAUAAUGGCGACUUAAACACACCCUAUAUUCUACUUGUCAAAAAUGCACCUGCUAUUAUUAGCGGCAUUCUAAUUUGUCUUCCUUUAGGCUGAGUCAUAAUGUCUAAUUGCGAAAAUCAAAAUGGCAUAGUGAUAUUGCCAAAUGAGCGAAUAACGUUUCUGUUCAAUGUGUUUAUAAGAACUGUUUGAAUUGUUUAGAAUUAUCUCUAUAUAUUUACACGUAGCACUUAGUGGUUGAAAUUUUGUGCUAUUUUUGUUAUAAUAAAAUCAGAAUGGGGCCAAUAACAUUUUUAACGCAAACGAUCCUGUAAUUAAUGUUUAACAAUAUCAAUAGAAUAAUAUAUCGUAUAUACCACAAGUUCUGAUUAACGCGCUGCCUUACAUGUAACAUAUUUAAUACUUUCGAAGAUCAAUGCACAAUUUAUAGCAUGCUUUGAAACAACGUGUAUGUAUUAUAUGUUGUGCGUAAAAGAAGAAGAUAAUGUGUUUAAAUUUUAAUUUAUACGUUGAAGCAAAAUUAACGCUUUGCAUAUUUACUUAUUUAUAUAUUCUCGUUAUAAUCGAAAUAAUUGUCUUCCAAUAUAGUUAUUUCCUAAAUGCAUGCAACUUUCUCUGACUUCUUUACCAUUUUAUAAAAAACAAAAUUAUAUACAAAUAAUCUAAUCUCGUAUAACUUUCCGUUUGACGAAUAAUAACGUACAAAGUAUAAAUAUAAAUAUUUCGCUCCAUUUUUCCUCCGCUAACAGAUGUUUUAUGUGGUAUUCGUAGUUAACGAUGUUGUAUUCGCGGAGAUAUAAAAAAAUGUGUUCAAUAAGUUUUGGUUUCACCAACAAUAAAAACAAUAUUUUUAUCUCGUUCGAAUUUUCCUGUAUCUCUUUAACGAAAUUGGGGUUUAUUGUUGGUGAUACCGAUUACAAAAUGUACUAAUAAUGAUACUAAUAUAAUAUUAGCUUUAAAUAAUAUAGUUAUACACAAUAUUAUGUGAAACGACUUGUAAACGAUAUGUAUAAUUCAAAUUGCUAAAUUUUGCAACGAUAUGGUAUCAUAUUUUUAACAAUAAUUAAUUUAUGCCAAUGUAUAUCUUGCAAAAUGUUACUUAUAAUAAUUUGCAAAGCGCCAAGAAUUAAAUAAAAAUGUCGUUUAUUUUUGUAACUGAGUAUAUUUAUAUGUUUAUAAAGAUACGCAGACUGAUUUUUGGACUCAAUUUAUGUUAAACAACUUCUGUAAACCAAAUAAUAUGAAUAUGAAUGAAUAUUAAUU
Messenger RNA from Linepithema humile (Argentine ant), 3729 nucleotides. It is a transcript of the gene Ras64B, whose product is annotated as ras-like protein 2. Gene Ontology annotation, molecular function: GTPase activity; GTP binding; GDP binding. The record is from RefSeq and is a predicted model, not a curated record. Gene Ontology annotation, cellular component: plasma membrane. NCBI's taxonomy places the organism in Eukaryota, Metazoa, Arthropoda, Insecta, Hymenoptera, Formicidae. Gene Ontology annotation, biological process: Ras protein signal transduction.